Salarias fasciatus (jewelled blenny) is the source of this 4685-nucleotide messenger RNA. Its product is annotated as YTH domain-containing family protein 1-like. The record is from RefSeq and is a predicted model, not a curated record. The transcript has 6 exons. Lineage: Eukaryota; Metazoa; Chordata; Actinopteri; Blenniiformes; Blenniidae. Gene Ontology annotation, cellular component: cytoplasm. Gene Ontology annotation, molecular function: N6-methyladenosine-containing RNA reader activity; mRNA binding. Bases 351 to 2207 code for a protein of 618 amino acids. Gene Ontology annotation, biological process: mRNA destabilization.
UAAAAAAAGACAAAGUAAGAGGCGACUGACGGCAGAAAGAACUGAAAGAUCUGAAAGGUCCUCUCGGCGGCACAAAGCGCUCACACCUUUAAAGCCCCGCUCCUGGACCUCGUCUGCUUUCGGACCCAGUACCAAGGCGACUGUGCCGAAGUGUGGAAGUUGGGAUCCGUCCACAGAGCGGAAAAUAUCCAGCUGAGCCUGCGCUGCUACUGCUAGCCACACGCUAAGCGGCACCACUAGCCCACUUAGCUAACUGGGACUGAGCUGUGAACUUGCUCUCAAGCAACGGGGGUGGAAAUUCAGUCACAAGCUCAGGCUCUGUGAAAAUCCAGGGACUUACUUAAUGAAUUAUGUCUGCCACAAGCAUUGACCCUCAGAGAUCAAAGGGACAAGCGUCUAAAGUGCAAAAUGGUUCAUUGCAUCAGAAAGAGACUGUCCAUGACAAUGACUUUGAGCCAUACCUCCCUGGUCAAUCAACUCAGAACAACAGCUACCAGUCCAUCACCGAUCCCUACAUUUCCAGCUAUUACGCCCCUUCAAUUGGAUUUCCGUACCCCCUCAGUGAAGCCCCCUGGUCCACAGGUGGAGACCCCCCUAUUCCGUACCUCACCCCCUAUGGACCCUUGAGUAAUGGAGACCAUCACUUCAUGCCGGACACGGUGUUCGGCCAGCCAGGGGGCCUUGGGAGCAGUAUCUACCCCCAUAGGUUUAACUUUUUCCCUGAAAACCCCGCCUUCUCUGCUUGGGGCACGAGUGGCUCUCAGGGCCAGCAGACUCAAAGUUCAGCUUACGGCGGCAGCUACAGCUAUCCUCCCAGCUCCCUGGGGGGCACUCUGGUGCCUGAUGGUCAGACGGGCUUUCACAGUGACACCCUGAACAAAGCCCCUGGUAUGAACAGCUUGGAGCAGGGGAUGGUCGGCCUGAAGAUCGGUGGGGACGUCACCGGUCAGGGGUCUGGAGUCAAGGCCGUGGGCUCCGUGAUCGGUGGGCCUGCGGUGGCAGCCACGGGAAAUGGAGCCACGCCCAUCGGAAUGCCCCCACCCAAACCCACCUCCUGGGCCGCCAUCGCCAGCAAACCCGCCAAGCCACAACAACUGAAAGCUAAGGUGAAGCCGGGGAUGCCCAACCCAGGCGGGGCUCUUCCCCCGCCCCCCAUUAAACACAACAUGAACAUAGGGACCUGGGACAAGGGCCCGGUCACGAAAGUAGCCACAGCGCCACUGCAGCAGCAGCAGCCGCCUCUCGGCCUGCCUCAUGGCAUGCCCCCUCAAGCCCCCAUGCAGCAAGGACCCAUGCAGCCACCUCCUCCCCAAUCUUUGGUGCAACCCCAGAUGCAACCUAUGGCCUUACAGCCCCAGCCCCCCCAUCACCAGCACCAUCAGCCGCCACCUCAACCCUACCAAAACCACACCCAGCCCCCACAACCCCAGACCCGCUGGGUUGCUCCUCGCAACCGCAACCAAGGCUACGGGCAGGGCGGCCUGUGUCACGAUGGCAGUGGUAUGAUGGGCAUGGUUGGUGGCGGAAACAACGGCCCCCAUGCGUCUGCCAACCAGGGACCGGGUAUGGAGUCCCACCCAGUGCUAGAAAAGCUGCGUGCCUCCCACAGCUACAACCCCAAGGACUUUGAAUGGAACCUGAAGAACGGGCGCGUCUUCAUCAUUAAGAGCUACUCCGAGGACGAUAUUCACCGCUCCAUCAAGUACUCCAUCUGGUGCAGCACAGAGCACGGCAACAAGCGGCUGGACUCGGCCUUCCGGGCCAUCAACGGUAAAGGUCCCGUGUACCUGCUGUUCAGCGUCAACGGUAGCGGGCAUUUCUGCGGCGUGGCGGAGAUGCGAUCACCAGUGGACUAUGGGACCAGCGCCGGCGUUUGGGCACAGGACAAGUGGAAGGGCAAGUUUGACGUGGACUGGUUGUUCGUCAAGGACGUGCCUAAUAGCCAGCUGCGCCACAUCCGUCUGGAGAACAACGACAACAAGCCAGUGACCAACUCCCGCGACACCCAGGAGGUUCCUCUGGAGAAGGCCAAGCAGGUGCUCAAGAUCAUCGCCACCUACAAACACACCACCUCCAUCUUUGAUGAUUUCUCCCAUUACGAGAAGAGGCAGGAGGAAGAGGAGGAGGUCCGCAAGACCUUCGAACCUCCUCAGAUACAGAACCGCUCCCGGUUGGAUCAGGAGCGCCAAAACAGGAAUAAACAAUAGAAGACAUUUAUCCUUGGCUUGAUCAACAGUUACACUAGGACUUGAUUUAAGAGACGGAAGAUUAUGAAAAUGCAACCAAGACCUUCUCUCUCUUUUUUUUUUUCUAUUUAAUCCCAGUGAAUCUCUGCCAUUGUCGACUUGUGCUUUUUUUUUUUUUCUUUUUUUCUUUUUGCCCCAUGUACCGCCACCACCACCACCACCACCACUUCUUGUGCAGGGAUAACGAGCUGAUUUAAUGUAUUACCUAGCUGCCGCCACACUCUUCAGUUCAGUCUUUUUUUCUUUUUUUUUCUUUUUUUUCUUUUUUUAAACAAAACUAUUUCCCUUCCCGUUCCAUCAUCUCUCUCACCAGACUGGUUUUUCUCUGUCUUGCCCUCAACUCCCUCCUCUUUCCAAUUGAAUCAGGGUUUGACUGCACCAUGGAGGAAAAAAAAACAAAAAAACAAAACCAACAAAAAAACCUGCCACUUUAUAUUUCAGUACAAUCAGGAACGGAUGUGUCCUGCCCCUAUUUGUCCAUUUGGGGGCAACAUUGCCAUGCUUCAGAGGUUUAACUGUGCCAACAGGGUUGGAGGAUCCCAAAGGCAAAGUCAAGACUUGGAACUGCGUGAUAAUAAAACUUCAGUGGUUUAUCUAUUUUUCAUUCAAAUCAACAAAAAUCUCUAUUUUUUGGCUUACUACUGACAAUUUUCAUUUCAGAGAAUCUGUUUUCUGGAGCCUUAACGUUUUCUUUUUUUCUUUUCUAAUUAUUGGUGACUUCUCAAAAGAACUGCUCAAAACAGUGACACUGCUGGAGAAAUCAGGGAUAGUGUGAAGUCACACGGGACUCGAGACAUUUCAGAGGACGAAUCGCAAAGGCCUCUGGGAAAGAAAUAAACGGAUGUGUCCUCCACAGCCAGAACUCUCACCAUUGAAAUCAAAAAUUGUACUAUUGACACCUUCCACACCCCUCUGCUUUGCUUUCUUUUGGAUGUUUGUCUCGAAGGAGUCUUUUCUGUGUUUCAACAGGAGAUUCUGUUUGCGCACACACAACCCAGUCUGAGAGAAUUGUUGCAUCCACCGUUUUAAAUUGCUUUAUCAGAAUUAUAUAGUGAUGUAACUGCUACAUUGAAUGAAUUGUUGCUUCGAGUUUUUUUUUUUUUUCUUUUCUGGUUUCGUUCCACAAAAAGGGGAGGGUUCACGUUUGUCCAUUCACCGUCAUUCUGUCUUAAUCCUCUUGUUUUUCUGUUUUUGUUUUCCUUGAAUUUGGUUUUGCUAAGUCUAUCAUGUUGGUCGUAAUGCUAAGCUUUAACGUAGGAGCCUAUAUAUUCAUGGAGAAAGCCUAAAAAUGUAUAACCUAAAAAUUAAUGUAACUGAUUUAAUAUCGAGUAAGAAAAAAAUAUGAAUGAAAUGUGGUUUCUGUGUGUUUUUUGGUUGUUGCAACUAUAGUUUGUUCUAGACUGAAACCAUUGAUUCUGAUACAGUAAAAAGUACUUUGAGAUGUUAGCAGAGAAAAAAAAAAAGAUUUGGUUAUUUAACGAAAAAAAAAAAAGGAUAAAGUCUUUAAUAGAUGUGAGUGGCCAUGCAUGGUGAAAUGAUUCUCCUCCCUGCGGUUUGUCUUUCAGGUGGAGCGCCGUUGUUUAGUUCCCCGCUAUAAAAGCAAUGUGACGUUCAGAGUCAGAAAUCAGAUCAUUUGUUGUUGAGAUCAGCAGGUUUUCUCCUCUUGGCAAGUGUUGAGGUCGUCCCUUCCGUGUUUUGUGGAUGCAGAGAUGAAUGCUGCUAACAGACAUGGCUGCCUCUUUCAAUUUUAAGGUGUUCUUUUUUUUUUUUUCCUUAUUCCUCUCCCAGUAAGAGUUUUAAUUUGAUGCGGCCUACUAAAAAGCAAAUUCCAGUUGAGUUUUGUUUGGAUGAUUUAAAUUGAAACAGAUGAUAGUGUCACUCCUGUUCUAGAUAACGUGGCCCGGACAGUCAGUUCUUUGUAUUGUGUGAAAGAAAAUGUAUUCGCCAUUGAAUCUGUCGCCCCAAUCUGACACUGAAAUUGAGAAAUGCUGCACUUUGUGGAGGUUGGUCGAGUGAGGAUGAACUGUACGCGUGAAGCAGCUGUGUGUUUUCACCUGGCCUGUGUGUGUGUGUACACACACGCACACUCUCCUCCCUCUACAAUCUAAAGAACUGACCUCUAAAGCUACAGCCUUUCUUCUUCGUCUCCUUUUUACCUGCACUAAUCAAUAGCUAGGUUGAUCCAAGCAAUACGGUGAACGCCCUUCACACGUUUGCCUUCACCGCUGCCGCCGCCGCCGCCACUCUGUCGGGGGGAGGUGAGAAGCCGAAGGAUGUCACCGAAGACUUGUGUCGCAGCCACGGCCGACUCUGUCUCAGGGAGCAUGACGUGGUGUGAUUGUAGUUCAGGGCUUUUACGUGCACGUUAACGAUGACCGAGGGUGUGUGCUGCAAGAGCGAUGUCGGGUUUAGCCAUGAAAGUAUAUUUAUCAACUCCAC